CUCCUCCUGUGGUCCUUGAAAGGCUGCGGAAGAUGUAGAAGCAUUGGCUGGUGACGCCUCGCAAGGGCAACGCUCUUAUGGUGCCUAAUCGGGUAAGCGCGUCGCGAACGCGACUUUCGCGUCCCCAGCUUUCUGGACCGCGAUAGGCACGAGAGCAUCACAGGUCCGCGCCAGCCCGUGACUGACAUAACCGCUCUGCUACGAUGGCUUCAAGCGACGGGAUCCUGCUGAAAGGGGCACCUUUUGAAGACCCCGCGGCCGUGUCGUCUCGAAAUGCCUCAGCGUACAGGCCGUUACAUACGUUUGAACUGCCGAAAGGAUCCGAGAAACACUAUGCGCAUCAGUUUGCCGACAUGUACUUUGUGCGAUUGGCACAAUUGAAGGAGGCGGUCAAGCAGAAGGCACAUGAGGCUUGGGAUGCAUUCGAGUUGGCCGGCGAUAAAGCAAAAUACGUGGAGCGAGUGCUCGACGUGCGGCAGGGCGAGCUCUGCUGGGUUGUAGGGACAGUGUACAUGGAGAUGGCAAUGAAGCCCAACGUGCUCGACGAUAUAUCGAAAGAGCACUGGAUUGCCGCGCCCCCAUCCCGCGACACGUAUGUAAGCCCAUCCGGCACAGACGACAUGAUGCUCGAAGACGAAUCUGGGCGACUCCGCGUCGCCGGCAACUCGUUGAACUCACACUACGUAACGGGCUGCAUCCUCGCCGCGCUGGGCACCGAGCAGGCCGACGGCUCAUUUCAAGUCAUUGCAACACAAUACGCCGACCUCCCACGGCAACCGCAGCGCUGGGAGGCCGAGGACGCAUCUCUCACAGUCGCCAAGGAGCCAACGCCGAAACGCGAAAAGGCAGGGAAACUAGCCAUAGUCUCCGGCCUCGAUAUGACCGGCAAAGACGAGGACGAUGUAACCUUGGAUUUGCUGGUGGAAUACCUCUCAGGAGAAGCAGGCGGACCCGACCAGGCCAGUGCGUCAAGUAUCACGCGGCUUGUCAUAGCUGGCAACUCGCUUUCCAACGCUUCACCAAUUCUUUCAAGAGAAGAGUUCGACGUGAGAAAAGGUGCGAAGAGGAACUACGGCUACGAUUCCUCCUCCUACAACGCUACACCCGCCGAGAAAUUCGACGCCUUCCUAGCUGAAAUCCUCCCCGCCCUGCCAGUCAGUGUCCUCCCUGGUGAACAAGACCCCGCGAACGUUGCUCUCCCCCAACAGCCCCUCCAUCCGGCUCUUUUCCCUCUCAGCAGAGCCUACCAAUAUCCGCCCGCGCUAGCAAACGAGACGCUCGAGGGGCUCGACCUGGUGACAAAUCCGUGGGAAGCUGAUGUUGAGGGAUGGAGAAUACUGGGAACGGCUGGCCAGACACUGGACGAUUUACUAAAAUACGUGGAUGGCGUAUGGCCGCUUGAUGCCAUGGAGAUGAUGUUGAGAUGGCGGUGUAUAGCGCCUACAGCGCCGGAUACGCUGUGGUGCUACCCAUUUCAGGACGACGAUCCUCUGAUACUGAAAGAAUGCCCUCACAUCUACUUUGCGGGUAACAGAGAGAAGUUUCAGGCAAAGUUUGUCAAGGGUCCGGCGGGACAACAAGUGCUGAUUGUGGGAGUACCGAAGUUCAGCAAGACCGGGCAGAUUGUGCUGGUGGAUAUGGAAACAUUGGAGGUGGAAACUGUAAAGCUAGGUUACGUAAAGCCGGGACCAUAAGAUAUUGUAAGCAGACGGAAAGGCACAAUAGCUGCAAGGUUGAGGGACGAACGAGGGAAGUUCUCGACGGAAGGAUAGCGAGGCGGAAUGAUACCCGUAUUUAGCGAUGCACCUGAGCCGCAACUUCAACAAAAACCAAGAUCACAGCAAUGUUCUCAAUCUGGUUCCAUCGUCAAUACGCAAACGCCUAUGGGGCUCGCAGUUACAUCACCCCCUUCCCCUCCGCGUCAAUCUGCGACUGAUCCAUGAUCACAAUACCCUUGCCUUUCAUCUUCCCGCUCUCUGC
This is a messenger RNA of Paraphaeosphaeria sporulosa, 1980 nucleotides long. Its product is annotated as DNA polymerase-like protein subunit delta-2. Bases 204 to 1694 code for a protein of 496 amino acids. Gene Ontology annotation, cellular component: delta DNA polymerase complex. Gene Ontology annotation, molecular function: DNA binding. The record is from RefSeq and is a predicted model, not a curated record. The transcript has 4 exons. NCBI's taxonomy places the organism in Eukaryota, Fungi, Ascomycota, Dothideomycetes, Pleosporales, Didymosphaeriaceae. Gene Ontology annotation, biological process: DNA strand elongation involved in DNA replication; DNA replication.